This is a messenger RNA of Haemonchus placei, 942 nucleotides long. The record is from the annotation of a GenBank genome assembly. Lineage: Eukaryota; Metazoa; Nematoda; Chromadorea; Rhabditida; Trichostrongylidae.
AUGGAACGAUUUCUCCGACUUGGUGGUCUUGGUGGCGGGAUCGGCCAGUUUGGUGGAGGUCCACCAUCUGAUUCGAACCAAGUGGAUACUUCAGAAACAGUAUACAUUUCGUCACUUGCUUUGCUGAAAAUGCUCAAACAUGGAAGAGCAGGUGUUCCCAUGGAGGUCAUGGGCUUGAUGUUGGGUGAAUUCGUUGACGAGUACACAGUGAAUGUCAUUGAUGUUUUUGCGAUGCCUCAGUCAGGAACUGGAGUAUCCGUCGAAGCCGUUGAUCCAGUUUUCCAAGCUAAGAUGUUGGAUAUGUUAAAACAAACUGGUCGUCCUGAAAUGGUCGUUGGAUGGUAUCACUCUCAUCCUGGUUUUGGUUGUUGGCUCUCUGGCGUUGAUGUGAACACCCAACAGUCUUUCGAAGCACUGUCUAACCGAGCGGUAGCCGUCGUGGUCGAUCCUAUCCAGUCCGUCAAAGGAAAGGUGGUCAUAGACGCUUUCCGUACCAUUAAUCCACAGACCAUGGCUCUCAACCAGGAACCGCGGCAAACUACCAGUAACCUUGGUCAUUUGCAGAAACCUAGUAUUCAGGCCUUAAUUCACGGACUCAACCGACAUUACUAUUCAAUACCUAUUGCGUAUCGGACUCACGAUCUAGAACAGAAGAUGUUGUUAAACCUCAACAAACAAUCUUGGAUGGACUCAUUGGCUGUGCAAAAUUAUACCGGUUGUAGUGAAAAGAACAAAGAAAGCAUGACGGCAAUGCUAAAGCUAGCUAAACUUUACAAAAAGGCCCUCGAAGAUGAAGAGAAAAUGACGGAUGAAGAACUCGCUAUUAAAAAUGUCGGUAAACAAGAUCCCAAGAGACAUCUUGGUGAAGAGGUGACGAAGAUGCUCAGUGAUAAUAUUGUGCAAAAUCUUGCUGGAAUGAUGGACACCACUUCAUUUCAAUGA